AUGGCGGGAUCCGCGUUGCUCAACGCUCUCGUCCUCCGCGCGCCAUCCCCGUCGCUCUCGUCCUCGUCUAAGCGCCGCAGCGCCGGCGCCUUCGCGUUCCCGAACCCACCGCGCUUCCCACCCCUGCGUUCUGCGCGCCGCGUUGUCCUUGCGCGGGCGGCGGCGCGCCGCCGGGCGCGGGCGGCGCCGGAGGCGAGAGAGGUCGCGGAGCUCAAGGCGCAGCUGAAGGAUGCGCUGUACGGCACGGAGCGGGGCCUGCGGGCGUCCAGCGAGUCGCGGGCCAAGGUGUUGGAGCUCAUCACGCAGCUCGAGACGCGCAACCCCACGCCGGCGCCUACCGAGGCGCUUACGCUCCUCAACGGCAAGUGGAUCCUCGCGUACACAUCAUUUUCCCAACUGUUCCCACUGUUGGGGUUUGGAAAUCUGCCUGAGCUCGUGAAGGUGGAGGAAAUAUCACAGACCAUUGAUUCCGAGAACUUCACAGUGCAAAACUGUAUCAAGUUUUCAGGACCUUUGGCUACGACCUCAGUUGCCACCAAUGCAAAAUUUGAAAUUAGAAGCCCCAAGCGCGUACAGAUCAAAUUUGAUGAAGGCAUUGUUGGUACACCACAGUUGACCGACUCCAUUGUGCUACCAGAGAAGUUUGAAUUGUUUGGACAGAACAUCGACCUGAGUCCACUGAAAGGCAUAUUUACUUCUAUCGAAAAUGCAGCAUCCUCGGUUGCAAAGACCAUAUCUGAUCAGCCUCCACUGAAAAUACCGAUCAGGACAAACAACGCCGAAUCAUGGUUGCUUACGACCUACCUUGACGAAGAGCUCAGGAUCUCCAGAGGUGAUGGCAGCAGCAUCUUUGUGCUGUUCAAGGAGGGAAGUACUCUUCUAAACUGA
This is a messenger RNA of Miscanthus lutarioriparius, 888 nucleotides long. The record is from the annotation of a GenBank genome assembly. NCBI's taxonomy places the organism in Eukaryota, Viridiplantae, Streptophyta, Magnoliopsida, Poales, Poaceae.